GUACAUACAAGAUUCACAUUGAGGACCUACUGGAGGCACUAUAAACAGGAAGGACUGUAAAGGAGGAGACCAAUCAUCAGUGGAGCUGCCUGCAAGUCAUACACUGAGCUGUAGGCAUUCAGAAAUAAUAAGUUUUGUGUCCUGAUUUUGAGAAACUGAGGUAAAUUCAAAGCAGAAGUCACGAAUUUCAAAAUACUGUCACAUAGGAAUCCUUUCAGCAUCAGAGAAGAGGACAUUGCACACAGCAGAUGAAAUCUCUGCAGAGGGAAUUCCAUCAAUGGAUAAAGGAUGAACAAUAUAUAGAGUGAAGACAGAAACUGAGACUGCAAACAAGAUGGAGGGGUGAUAUGGAAAAUUGUUUGUCCCAUAGGCACUAAGACAUGGUUGAUGAAGAGCAGAAUCCAUGUACGUGGAAGAAGUUUAUGGGGCUGAGAAAUGUUCAAGCACCCAGACUGGAAUCCACAGCAGGAGAAAAGGCCAUACCUGGGAUCCCACAAUUCUUUCGCACAGACUUCUGGGAAAUGUAGUCUGCGGCACUGUGACGUCACGGCGAGCCAUCCUAAAUUCCCUCCUGGCUUUCAGUCCACGUGUGUGCAACUUCCUCAAAGUUGGGCGAGAGUCCUGUCUGCUCUACAUUCCUGUUGCGUCUCAGACAUGGAGGAAAUGCUGUCCUUCUGGGAUGUGGCCAUUGAGUUCUCUGCAGAAGAGAGGGAAUGCCUGGAGCCUGCUCAGUGGAAUUUGUACAGGGAUGUGAUGUUGGAGAAUUACAGCAACCUUGUGUUCCUUGGACUUGCUGUGUCUAAGCCACACCUGGUGACACUUUUGGAGCAAAGACAAGACUCUUCAGAUGUGAAGAGACAAGCAGCAGCCAACGUGCAGCCAGGAACAACAUUCAAUGACUAUAAUGUUUACAGCAAGGGUAUUGACUGCAACUCAUUACAUAUUCAACGCCAAAGAACUCAUACAAGGGAAAAACCGUACCAGUGUAAAGAAUGUGGUAAGGGCCUUAGUUCUUAUAAAACACUUUCCAUACACCAGAGACUUCAUACUGGAGAAAAAUCCUACACAUGUAAGGAAUGUCAUAAGACCUUCAAUACUCACUCAUCACUUUUUAUACACCAGAAAAAUCAUACUGAUGAAAAAACACAUAAGUGUGAAGAAUGUGGCAAAUUGUUUUACUAUCCUUCACUGCUGAAGCAACAUCAAAGAAUUCAUUCUGGAGAGAAACCCUACAAGUGUGAAGAAUGUGGCAAAGCUUUUUAUGAACCUAAAUUGCUGAAUCAACAUCAAAGAAUUCAUUCUGGAGAGAAACCCUAUAAGUGUAAAGAAUGUGGCAAAGCUUUUUAUGUACCUAAAUUCCUGAAUCAACAUCAAAGAAUUCAUUCUGGAGAGAAACCCUAUAAGUGUGAAGAAUGUGGCAAAGCUUUUUGUUAUCCUUCAUUCCUGAAGCAUCAUCAAAACACUCAUUCUGGAAAGAAACCCUACAAGUGUGAAGAAUGUGGCAAAUCCUUUUACACUCCUUCACUGCUGAAGCAUCAUCAAAAAAUUCACUCUGGAGAGAAACCAUGCAAGUGUGAAGAGUGUGGCAGUUUUUUUUCUUCAUUUUCCUACCUUAGACAACAUCAAACAGUUCACUCCAAAGACAAUCCCUACAAGUGUGAGGAGUGUGGCAAAAGGUUUUCCCAUUCUGCAAUCCUUCAGAAACAUAGUAAAAUUCAUGGAGAGAGACGAUACAAGUGUGAAGAAUGUCACAAAACCUUUGUUUAUCACUCAGAUCUUAAGAGACACAAGGUAGUUCAUACUAGACAGAAACUCUACAAGUGUGAAGAAUGUGGCAAAUGUUUUUCCGCUGGUUCAUGCCUUAAGCGACAUCAAAUAAUUCACUGUGAAGACAACCCUUACAAGUGUGAAGAGUGUGGCAAAUGUUUUUACUCCAAUUUAUCCCUUAGAGGACAUCAAAUAAUCCAUUCUGAAGACAAUCCUUAUACCUGUGCACAUUGUGGCAAACGAUAUUCCUCUUCUAGGGAUCUUCAGGAACAUCAAACACUUCAUACUGGAGAGAAAUUGAACAAGUGUGAAGAAUGUGGUAAAGCCUUUCAUUUUCACUCAUCUCUUAGGAGACACAAGGCAAUUCAUGUUGCAGAGAAACCCUACAAGUGUGAAGAAUGUCACAAAGCCUUUCCUUAUCUCUCAUCCCUUAGGAGACACAAGAGAGUUCAUAGUGAAAAGAAAUCCUACAAGUGUGAAGAAUGUCACAAAGCCUUUAAUUAUCUCUCAUCCCUUAGUAAACACAAGACAGUUCAUACUGGAGAGAAACCCUACAAGUGUGACAAAUGUCAGAAAGCCUUUCUUUAUCCUUUAUCCCUUAGGAAACACAAGACAGUUCAUACUGGAGAGAGUCGACGUCACGGCGAGCCAUCCAGGAAAUUCCCUCCCGGACUUGAGUUCAACGGUGUGCAACUUUCCCAAAGUUGUGCGAGAGUCCGGCCUGCUGUACGUUCCUCUUGCGUCUCUGAUCUCAAGGAAAUGCUGUCCUUCUGGGAUGUGGCCAUUGAGUUCUCUGCAGAAGAGAGGGAAUGCCUGGAGCCUGCUCAGUGGAAUUUGUACAGGGAUGUGAUGUUGGAGAAUUACAGCAACCUUGUGUUCCUGGGUCUUGCUGUGUCUAAGCCACACCUGGUGACACUUCUGGAGCAAAGACAAGACUCUUCAGAUGUGAAGAGACAAGCAGCAGCCAACGUGCAGCCAGGAACAACACCCAAUGAUUAUAACAUUUACAAGAAGGCCAUUGAUUGUAAAUCACUGUAUAUUCCACACCAGAGAAUUCAUACAAGGGAGAAACCCUACAAGUGUGAAGAGUGUGGUAAGGGUCUUAGUUCUCAUAAAACACUUUCCAUACACAAGAGACUUCAUACUGGAGAAAAAUCCUACACAUGUAAAGAAUGUCAUAAGGCCUUCAAUACUCGUGCAUCACUUUUUAUACACCAGAAAAAUCAUACUGAUGAAAAAUCUUACAAGUGUGAAGAAUGUGGUAAAUCAUUUUACUAUCCUUCAAUGCUGAAGCAACAUCAAAGAAUUCAUUCUGGAGAGAAACCCUACAAGUGUGAAAAAUGUGGCAAAGCUUUUUAUGAUCCUUCAUUCCUGAAACAACAUCAAAGGAUUCAUUGUGGAGAGAAACCCUACAAGUGUGAAGAAUGUGGCAAAGCUUUUUAUGAAUCAUCAUUCCUUCAGGUACAUCAACGAAUUCAUACUGCAGAGAAACCCUACAGGUGUGAAGAGUGUGGCAAGUGCUUUUGUUCAUCUUCAUCUCUUAGAGGACAUCAAACAAUCCAUUCUGAAGACAAUCCCUACAAGUGUGAAGAGUGUGGCAAAAGGUUUUCUUACUUUGUACACCUCAAACAGCAUCAGACAGUUCACACUGGAGAGAAAUCUUACAAGUGUGAGGAGUGUGGUAAGUGCUUUUCCUUAUCUUCAUCCCUUAGACGACAUCAAAAAACAAUUCACUGUGAAGACAAUCCCUACAAGUGUGAAGAGUGUGGCAGAUGUUUUUACUCAUCUUUAUCCCUUAGAAGACAUCAAAUAAUCCAUUCUGAAGAUAAUCCUUAUACAUGUUUACAAUGUGGCAAACGGUUUUCCUAUUCUAGGAGUCUUCAAGAACAUCAAACAGUUCAUACUGGAGAGAAACUAUACAAAUGUGAGGAAUGUCACAAAGCUUUUCGUUACCACUCAGGCCUUAGGAAACACAAUAGAGUUCAUACUGGAGAGAAACUAUACAAGUGUGAAGAGUGUGAUGAUGUUUUUCCUCAUCUUCAUCCCUUAGAUGACAUAAAAAGGAAAAAAGAAAAUUCUGAAGAGAAUCUCUAAAAGUGUGGGUAAUGUGAUAAAGACUGCUAAUUUUUGUAUCCUUACUCAACAUAUGAUAUAGUUCAUACAGGAGAGAAAUCCUACAAACGUUCUUAAAUUUUUAUCUCUUCAACCCUUAAAACACAUUAAAUGAUUCAUUCUGACUGUAAA
Molecule: messenger RNA, 4011 nt
Organism: Peromyscus maniculatus bairdii (prairie deer mouse)
Lineage: Eukaryota; Metazoa; Chordata; Mammalia; Rodentia; Cricetidae
Source: RefSeq, a predicted model, not a curated record